UCGUAAAAUGCACUGCUCGGGGUAACGCGGUUUUUCCUGACUAUAUUAAUGCAGCCUUCGUCGUUUAAAUCAUAGAAUCGGAUUUCUCUGUUGACGGAUUGAUAGGCCCUCGCCACGCUCUCCAUUCACGGCCCACUGUGAAUUCAUUGGCAAGUCCCCCUUAUACUAAACGACAUGGGCAUUCCGGGCGGGUUCGGUUCUGUCCUCGUCGGGGUGUUGAUCUCCGUCAUGUUAUAUGGCAUAGCAAUUCUCCAGACUUAUGUGUAUUACAUGCAAUACCCUGAGGAUGCCUCGGCCACAAAGCUCUUGGUUGCUGCCAUAUGGAUCCUUGAUACCCUACAUACUUCAUUUAUGUGUCAUAUGUUGUAUUACUAUUUGAUAACCAACUACGGUAUUCCGGAGAGUUUGGGGCAUAUCGUUUGGUCAUUCCAAGCAUCUGUUCUGGUGCACGUAUUUAUGGUUGCUGUAGUACAAUGCUUCUUCGUCCAUCAAAUAUAUUACCUCUGUCGCCCUCAAGUGAAGUGGUGGGUGACCGCCCCAAUUAUGCUAUUAAUACUGGGUCAGAUUGCGGCGGCUGUUCUGGAGUGCUUCCCUUGUCCAACCAUGCUCACAGAAAUGUUAACCCCUGUGUAUAGGUUUGUCAUUCACAAGACCAGUGUCCUUACGCAGAUCUCGUUUUACGUUCUAACCCCGGCUUUUGCCAUCAUCGUACUAAUUGAGGUCCUGAUUACCGUGUCACUUUGUGUACUCUUCUACAGCAGUCGCUCUGACUCUGCAUUUCCAAGCACAAAGCGUCUCCUGAAUACACUUAUCAUCUACGCUGUUAACCGGUGUGUGCUGAUAUUACUAGUCGCCGUUGGAGAGCUCGCCGUUGCCGUUGAGCACCAAGACGCAUGGAUAAUGGCAUUGGACUUCAUUGUUCAGGGGUUGUAUCCCAAUUCACUUCUAACAUCACUGAACACUCGGCAAUACCUUCAACUCCAGGUUUCAGGUACCCUGUCAGAUCUACACACCAAUACUAUGCGCUUUGCGAACCUGCCGAAGCUUCCGGGGCAUGAAGAGAGUUCACAGGAUAGAGCAAGGCUAUCUGGCAUACACGAAGGAUCUGCCAUUGAUAUUAACAUCGACCCGGCACCCGAUAAGACUACGGUAUUGCGAAGAGAGGGAGAGGCGUGAUUCUAACAGUUCCACGCUGUGUCUGCCUUUUUUUGUCUCCACUAGUGUAUUGAACUCUUCCCUACAUGGAGUGAGGCUAAUAAGGGAUAAUAACCCCCUGUAUACCGUUUCCUAGAUUCCAACUUCAUGGUGUACCACUCUCCCUAUUCGCGACGGGCGGGACGUCAUUCGCAUCGACCAAACACUGAUAUGUACAUAUGUAGUCAAGUUUUGACUGUGUUCACACUAGGAGCUGGCUCAGGCCUGCUCCCCUAAACUGUCUUGGUCUCCACUUGCACGGCAGCCACAUGAUGGUAGGUAGAUUAGAUUACAUACAGCGAAGGACA
Messenger RNA from Pisolithus orientalis, 1502 nucleotides. RefSeq lists its product as uncharacterized. The record is from RefSeq and is a predicted model, not a curated record. The transcript is spliced from 19 exons. NCBI's taxonomy places the organism in Eukaryota, Fungi, Basidiomycota, Agaricomycetes, Boletales, Pisolithaceae. The coding region runs from base 175 to 1176 and encodes 333 amino acids.